CGCCACGUCGUGAUUGGUGGAAAGGCAGCCACUCUGAACGAGGGAAUGGCAGACAUUGUUGGUCCAUCUGUUCUGCCACUCAUUGUCCAACUUGCUUCUGUAGGAAAGAAUACAGCUCUGGAGGACACUCAGACACAGAGGACGGAGGCGCUCGUGGCUGGGGUUGGAUGCUCUGUGAUUUACCUGCAGCUAAAAUAAACACGGGGCUUGGAUGUAGCUGCUGUGGGAACUUUGGGAUUUGUUUUUUCUUCUGAGUUUCACCUACACUGCUUUACCGUGCGGUUGUCAAGGAUUUAAAUAUGCAGACAUGAGCUAAUAUUCCCUUAAGGCCUGGCACCAAUGAGUCGAGCUUUGUGAGAGGGCAGCAGUCAGCCCGGUGUGCUGGAUGUCUGUGACAGAUCCAUGGGUCAGAAGGACCAUGUGGAGGCAGGAGCUGGCCACAUCCUCGACCUGGGGCUGGAUUUGGAGUAUCUCCACGUAGCAGGGGCUGACCGGCAGGCUGGCGGCGCUGACGGGCCCCCUGCUAUGGAGGAGCAGGGGGAAAGCUCCUGUAACCGCAGCACCGCCGAUUGCCCUCCGCCGGCUGCGGUGGAGGAAAAUGCCGGACCCGACGCCGAGAGCAAGCUGUCGCCGUCUCCCGGCUCUGCGCUUGCCGCCGGGCCGGACGGUGGAGAGGGAGGAUCAACUCACAGUAAGAACACCCACCAGCCGCUUUGUCGGACCCAGUGUGUGGACUUAGGCACCGAGGGGCCUCCUGAGCUCCCAUCUGAACUCUCAUCAGAGCUUGAAUACGACACUCCUGCUCAGUCCCCACCCAGCUCCCCAUGUAAGAACCCACCCGAGCCGCCGUCCCAUCCCUCCGAAUCAGAGCCAGCCUCCGAGGCUGGCGGGAAGGAGUACCAGGCCAAGCUGGAGUUUGCUCUGAAGCUGGGCUACUCUGAGGAGACAGUGCGACUGGUGCUGUCCAAGCUGGGCCCUGACACCCUCAUCAACGACAUACUGGGAGAGCUGGUCAAACUGGGCACCAAGUCAGACAGCGAGCAGCCGGCCGGAUCAUUAGCCUCCACCUCCUCCUCUUCAUCCUCCUCUUCAUCUUGCGGUUGCUCUGAUUUGCUGGACGGCCAGAGGUCGGACUCGCCCUGUCCGUCAGACUCUCUGGGUGACCAGGACAACCUGCGUCCGAUUGUGGUGGACGGCAGUAAUGUAGCCAUGAGUCAUGGCAACAAGGAAGUGUUUUCGUGCCAGGGCAUCCAGCUGGCUGUUGAUUGGUUCCUAGAGCGAGGCCAUCAUGACAUCACGGUGUUUGUGCCUGCCUGGAGGAAAGAGCAGUCCCGCCCUGAUGCCCCGAUAACAGAUCAGGAGAUCUUGCGUCGCCUAGAGAAGGAAAAGAUCUUAGUCUUCACUCCCUCGCGACGUGUCCAAGGUCGGCGCGUGGUCUGCUAUGACGACCGCUUCAUCGUCAAGCUGGCCUAUGAGUCAGACGGCAUCAUCGUCUCCAACGACAAUUACAGAGACCUGGCUAAUGAGAAGCCUGAGUGGAAGAAGUUCAUUGACGAGCGGCUGCUCAUGUACUCCUUUGUCAACGACAAAUUCAUGCCCCCAGAUGACCCUCUUGGUCGUCAUGGCCCCAGCUUAGACAACUUCCUGAGGAAAAGACCUGUCAUGCCUGAGCAGAAGAAACAGCCGUGUCCUUACGGAAAGAAGUGCACUUACGGUCACAAGUGUAAGUACUACCACCCAGAGAGAGGGGCUCAGCCUCAGCGUGCCGUGGCUGAUGAGCUGCGAGCCAGCGCCAAGACCUGCGUGACCACAAAGAACCAGGGAGACACUGGGCUGGUGAAGAGCCACAGCGUUCCAGCUGGAAGCAUCGAGGCGAAAAAAGGUGCCCCGAAAAGGCAGUCGGACCCCAGCAUCCGAGCUCUGUCGUACAGUGACGCCGAGGAGAAGCUGCUGGCAAAAGGGCGGGUGGAGAGCCAAAAGAGCAGUUUGGUGGGUGCUGGUAGCAGCAGCAGUAGCAGUUCUAGCAGCAACAGCAGUAAUUGCAGUGGGAGUAUAACCAUGUCCCCGGCCCCAGGAGGCCCUCCAUCCAGCCUUAGCCUCCCCCAGGACCAACAGUCCAGAGCAGCCACUCCUCACGGCCUCCUUCCAGCCCCCAGCCUUGACCUUUACCCUCACUGUGAGUCCCCCGACCUGAGCUACUACUCAGUAACACGUGCCUACUCUGGCCUGAGCCUGUCCUCCAGACGGAGCCCCGACUGCCGCUUCCCCAACGACACCGACCUGCGGUUGGGCUCGAUGGGCUCAGCAGGCUCCGAAUGCGGCAGCGAAAGCAGCGCGAGUUGUGGGAGCAGCUGUGACUCGUACAGCGAGAGGCCUUGUCCCGGAUGCCCCCCAGACACCUUACUGGAAGACAGCAUCCAUUUCAAUAAUCCGCACAGUCGGCUGUAUCCCCACCAUUCUUCAUCAAACCACGAACUCUGCGGCCUUCAUCCUGCCGAUUACACAAAUAUCCAGCACAGCCACACGUCUAACACCAGCGUUCACAGUUACCACAUGAGUGUGACACGCGGACAGAGCUGUGCUCAUGAUCAGCCUCCACCAGAGGCUCCCUCCAAGCGCCCCCUCUACCCCUUACCCCCUCAUCUGCAGCACCAGCCGCUGGCCGCACGCUCCAGCUGCCCGGGCGACUACCACUCUCUGCCCCAGUCCAACCCCCACGCCCCCGGUUCUCCUCUUGGCCGCUGCCUGGCCCCCACACGAGCAGAGAGCGUGUCGGACUCACAUCUGUAUGAGCACCUCUCUACGUCGCACCAUCACCACCGACCAAAAGCUCUGCCCAGCUGGGACACGUACUACAGACAGCCGCCGCUGCCACCAUCCAGGUAUGAACCGUCUGCCUAUCAGAGUCUGCCAGACACACGCCAGUCCUCCUGGCACACCCUUCCCUGGUCACAGGAUGGCUACACCCAGCACCACUCCUCUCACCCAGCUCUCCACCCGUCCCCGACACAUUACCUAAACCACCCACCACCUCCCGCCCACUCUCCUCACCCGCCUCAUCCAUCCAGCACUCCUCUGCCGGCUUACCCGCCUCACAGCGCUCACCUCGCAGUGCCCUCCCACGCGCCUUCCUCCUACAUGCCGCAGCACUCUGAAUCCCCUGCACACGGCCACUAUGGCGGCGUGAGGGAGAAAGUGUACGUCAACCUGUGCAACAUCUUUCCCUCUGAGCUGGUGAGUCGGGUGAUGGCCAGGAGCCCCCACAUCACAGACCCCCAGCAGCUGGCAGCUGCCAUCCUGGCAGAGAAGGCCCAAACAGGCUACUGAGGAAUCCGAAUGUGGUUAGAAAACAAUAGAGGUUCUGCAUUCUGGGUAGAAAUUUGAAGACACGAACUAAGCGGUUAGUAUCUGCAGACAAACAGGAAUCUGCCAUUGCAACACUUGGCAGUUGGGUCUGCAUGGCGGAGUACUGGAAUUCUUUUGGAUUGUCUGCAAGGAGAGCAUUUCCUUUCUUAUGACAUUAAAUGAGACAAUGCAGAAUUUUCAAGGAUAUAAAAUGCUGAGGAUAAUCCAAAUCCAGCUCUAGUCACUGUGCAGCGACAACUACAUCAACUCAACGCGUGGGGAGAGGGAGUCGAAUUCUGUGACUUUGACACAAAGUGCGACCUGAGGAGAUUGUCCUACACCUGCUCUUUGUUUUUUAAAUUCAUUUUGUAGCUUAAUAUUUGUGUCUUUCACAUGCAAGACUCGUUAUGCAUCAAAAUGUUAAGGUACAUUUUUUUAUUUUACAGCCCAAUCACAACCUAAAGAAUUGGUUUUACACACAUCAAAUGUGACCGAUAUGAACGAUUAGUUGAUCAUUUCCACCACCUUUAUGACCAGAUUCUGAGUUUGAGAGAAUACGCAUACACACCGUGUGCAAUGUACUUACUCUCAGACCUGAGUCAAGCAGUGUUUGUAUGUUCUUGCAUGUGUGUAGCGCCAGAUUGAUAGGAGUGUCAUGUAAUAAGGAUUCAAACUUAAUUUCACAUAUUUUCCCGUGAGGUGGCAAAUCCUCAUCCGGUACACAUGACUGUUUCAAACGAAUAUUUGACCAAGGUCUGUGUAUUAUAUUAAUCUCUUUGUGUGUGUGUGUGUGUGUGUGUGUGUGUGUGUGUGUGUGUGUGUGUGUGUGUGUGUGUGUGUGUGUGUGUUGUGCGUGUGUGUGUGUGUUGUGCGGCCGUCGUGUGGGGUUCUUCUCCAUGUUGGUUAAAAAAUAGGUGUCUGAAAGAUGGUCAUCUUAUUUGAGAUGACGUCAGUAUUUUGGUCAGAGUUGUAGCUGUAGAGAUGGGUGACCCUGUCGUGUGUACCUUAGUUUUAGUAAGGGACAUCUCUCUCUCUAUCUUUCUCUAACUCUUUCUCUCUCUCUCUCUUUCCCUCUCUCUCUCUCUCUCUCUCUCUCUCUCUCUCUCUCUCUGGCCCUUUAUUUUGGGUCAAAUCUGGUUUCUGCUACAGACAGAGAACAUCUCGACAUCAGUAUAAACAGAACAUGUAUGUAUUGUAAAUAUAUUUAACAGAUUCCCCUGCUGUGCUUUUGGCUAACAGCGUCUACUGUUGUCUGUAGCAGAUCCCAGCUGAAUCCAUGCUAGACAGAGAAAAACCUUGUUUGAUACAAAUUGUAUCAUUAACUAAGUCGCUGAUGUUAUAUACAGUACAUGGACUUGUUGAUCCGUAUUUAUCAAACACUCUUGAUGUAUUGCUAUAUGAUGAAGUGCAUUGACAACACUUGUUCCAACUUUUAAUCUUGUGGAAAUAGCUUUGAGACAAUUACUUCAAAUAUGUUAUGAAACAAAAGGGGUUGCCUGCCUACUAUGUUUAGGUAUCGCAACUUCUUUAUCUGCGCUUUUGGGUUUGAAGCUGGCUUAUUUUCUACAGGAGCUCCAAUAAAAUCACAUGUGAGGAAUAUGUUUUGGGUUACUGGUUGACGGACGUAACUGCCCAUUCGAGAAAGAAGGUGAAUUGUACUUUUUCACGUGGUUGAGGUUGGGGUCAGUUCAUCUUAACGCUUCUUUUAGCCUCUUUAAGUCAGGAAGUGGAUAAGUUAUUAAACUUUAUGCUUGAAGUAAUAGUGAACCGAUUUAUUAUCAUUAACCAUCUAUUAAUUAAGUGGACAGACCCCAACCAUGUGUAAUAAGUAAAAUUUUAUAUUUGGGUCAGUCCCAUAUUCGAUGGUGGCCAUUUUGAACGUCCUUAACACUCUACCGUAUUUGCAAAUAUAUAAAGCUAUUUCUUCCCUGAAGUGUUUAGAUAGAAGCAGAAUUUGUACGGCCAGUAAAGAAAUGUCAAACAACAACCACAACUGACCUGGUAACUGCUUUCCAGACAAAGUCAAGUGUGAAAAAUAUUAAAUGGGAUAUUUGGAUAUUACAAAUUAAAAUUCUGACAUAUGUUUCCCUUUCAUUAGUAGGAUGAUAAAUGUCCUCAAUGCAGCAUUAACCUGGCCACGGCUGUUUUUAGACUUAAAUGUAUGGCCAGAUUAAAAUAAUAAUCUACUAUGUAUCAGUCUGCAUUCUUGUGACUAUUUUUAUUAUUCAUGAAUCAGUAAUUAAUGUUUGUUUUACAUAGCAUGGCUGUAUAUGGGUAGAGCCCACCGACAGUGGAAAGCGAGUUCAAAAUGGCCGCCAAGGAAUUAAAGUCUACACAGUGAGCUCGUCAUACAGUUCAUCACAAGCCAGCUACGUAUAGCCCACUGGUUUCUUUCCUGUCCAACGUGUCAUAUUGUACAAAUAACCAAUACCUGUACAAUAGCACGUGCUGUUGAUGAGAGAGAACCUCUGUGUGUAUUGAAGAAGCGCCUUCUCUCUGGCCUCCUGGCACUGUGUGUCAGUGUGGCACCCGAGCGUGGGCCCAAAGUAAUGCCUCUACAUGGCAUUGUGCUUAUGACACAUCCAAUACUCUGAACUAUGUUCAGCUAACUCUUAUGCAUGUUUUGAUUUGUUUUGGUUUCUGCAUGUAUCCUUGUGUUUACUUUGUGUACAAAGCUGUGUUUCUGUCCUGGACUUUAGUCUGGCCGUUACUGUGACAUGAUGCGAGCUGUUGAGAUGCUUCUAGAUUUAACUGUACACAAAACUGGCUUGUUUUUCUGCUCAUUCAUUUUUAUUUCAUAUAUGAGUUAGUAUAAUUUCAAUUUCACGAAAUCACCCUUCUUUAACAUACAACUUAAAUCAGGUGGGAAUGCUGUCUUUUUUUCUGUAAGGCUUGACAUUUACUCCAAAGAAUUAGGAAGCAUGUUUUGGAAUGCGUCCCACUUUUCUCCAACAUUGUUUAUUUUGAAAGUGCACUCGGCCAUAGAUAGCGAUAAUGGAAACCAUUAUGAUAAAUUGACUUCUGUGCUGUAGAUAUUACAAUGCUAUACAGGCCACUACACUCUAGUAAUGAAAGUCCUCUUUCAAAUUAUAUUUACAUUUUGCCAGUAGAAUAACAGUGUAACUAAUUGAUUAUUGUAACAUUCUCAACUAUACCUGUGAUUGUUCAUUAAAGAGAGUACUGCUCUAAAA
This is a messenger RNA of Seriola aureovittata, 6536 nucleotides long. Its product is annotated as probable ribonuclease ZC3H12C. The coding region runs from base 403 to 3327 and encodes 974 amino acids. The record is from RefSeq and is a predicted model, not a curated record. Lineage: Eukaryota; Metazoa; Chordata; Actinopteri; Carangiformes; Carangidae. The transcript is spliced from 6 exons. Gene Ontology annotation, molecular function: RNA endonuclease activity; metal ion binding; mRNA binding. Gene Ontology annotation, cellular component: cytoplasmic ribonucleoprotein granule; nucleus.